Molecule: messenger RNA, 873 nt
Organism: Prunus armeniaca (apricot)
Lineage: Eukaryota; Viridiplantae; Streptophyta; Magnoliopsida; Rosales; Rosaceae
Source: the annotation of a GenBank genome assembly
AUGGCAAAGGUUACCCGGGUGACCAACAGUCGUAUCAACAUCGAAUACAAUGAGCGGCAUCGGGCUGCACCAACGGCGGACCAGCAUAGCUCAUUGGCCCACGACAUUGGUCACGUUGUUCGGACCCAUUGCCCGAUGAAAUGGAAGUCUUGGAAGGCCAUGCCUGACGAGAUGUGGAUAGCAGUGCGCUCCCAAUUGUCGAAGAACUACAAUUUGGAGGACCUUGACGACAAGAUGUUGGCGUACAUCAACAGACUCUUUGCUGAGAGGCAUAAGCAAUGGAAGAGCGACCUGCACCACUAUUUUCAGACAUAUGAUGAUCCGCAAGUUGCUCUUCAGGAGGGUUGCCCGAAGGAGCUUGAGGGGCGGGAAGAUAGUUGGGAGAGGCUUUGCAGUCAUUUUCAGGAGUCCAAUUUUGUGAAGCAGGCCAAAGCAAAUAAGGGCAAUAGGGCAAAGAAGACUCUUCUCCACAAUUCAGGUUCCAGGCCCUUUUCCUAUAGGAUCGAGGAGCGGCAACGGGGGGGGUCCAAAUUCCCCAAGAUUGACGUCUUUAGCGACGUUUACGUUCGCCCUGAGAAUGAGUUGGCUGAGUCCCUUCAUACGACGAUGAUGGAGAAGAGCCAGUUGGUUCUUCAGGAGUCCGCCUCCCAGCUUCCUCCUGAUAUGCCGCUCGAGUCUGUGGAUCCUCCACAUGAUGCAGGGUUUCAGAUACUGACGAAAACCUUGGAUCAGACUCUUGGGAGGCGCCCAGGGACAUAUUGUCGAGGGAUGGGGAAUGCUCGUCGGCAGGAACCUAGACCCCGGUCAUCGUCGCAGGCAACCAGUCAGGCGACUGCUGCUUUGACGGCAAAGGUGACUAUGCUUGAAACCUAG